UCCUACCACAUGUUUUAAGUGUGGAGGACGGUUGUUGUUUCAGGGGUUUCCCACUUCUGCUGAAGCACCUGGCGACCAACAUAAUGCAGGAGAACUACGACAACGUCAUCUCGCUGGCAGAGGAGAUCGCCAUCAGUUGGCCCCGGAUAACAGCUUUCGCUGAGUCCCACAGGAGGAGAGGACUUCUGCCUGACGUGGAGCACGACCAGGUCCAAGCAGAACAGACCCCGAUGCAUGAUUCGACGGCAGCUGGCCCCAGCGAAAGUGGGAUGAAUGCCGACCUCCGCCGGCAGCUGGGCCUCAUUCUGCAGACAGCCGGCAGGAACCAGGUGGAGAAGAUGUUGCGGGAGCUGGUGAAAGAGCAGAGCCAGGAAGGGAAGCGGAAAGCCCGGAAGAAGGCGCCAAAGAGCCCCAAGGAUGAAGCCGCUGAGGAGAACGAAGAGGAAAUCAGCCUGGAGAAGACAGAGCCGCCAGGUUCCCCGUCAACGGGGAGAUCCAACAGCCCAGACGAGGCGGAAGAAGCCAGCGGUGGCCGGUGCCAGCCGGACCUGGAGGAGGGGCAACUGCCUCGAGUGCCAGCAAUCUGUCCGCCGGAGGCCAAGGCUCCCAAGAAGCUCCCAGACCGGCAGGAAAGGCCGGGAGUGUGCGGGGAGUGUGGGAAGACCAACGUGAGCCUCAGCGGGCGAGGCCACAGCACCCCGACCCCGGAGAGGCCGCACCAAUGCGCCGAGUGCGGGCGCUGUUUCCGUCAGCGCUCUAUCCUGGCCAAGCACCAGAAGAUCCACUCGGGGGAGAAGCCCUACCCGUGCACGGCUUGCGGCAAGCGCUUCAACCGCAGCUCCAACUUGGCUCAGCACCGCCGGGUGCACACGGGCGAGCGCCCGUUCCCCUGCUCCGCCUGCGGCAAGGCCUUCACCCAGAAGUCCGACCUGGAGCGCCACCAGCGCGUGCACACGGGCGAGCGCCCCUAUGCCUGCCGCGACUGCGGCAAGCGCUUCUCCGUCAGCUCCCACCUCGACCGCCACCGCCGCACCCACCGCCACGGCCUCCAGGAGGAGGAGCCCCCCGCGGCCGCCCCGGCCUCCCACCGCUGCCCCGAUUGCGGGAAAUGUUUUGGGCAGCGCUCGGCGCUCUCUAAGCACCGCAAGACUCACUCCGGGGAGCGCCCCUACCAGUGUGGCGCCUGCGGCAAGCGCUUCAGCCGCAGCUCCAACCUGGCGCAGCACCAGCGCAUCCACACGGGCGAGCGCCCUUUCCCCUGCGGCGACUGCAGCAAGCGCUUUAUCCAGCGCUCCGACUUGGAGCGGCACCAGCGCGUGCACACGGGCGAGCGCCCUUAUACCUGCGCGCAGUGCGGGCGCGGCUUCUCCGUCAGCUCCCAUCUCGACCGGCACCAGAGGGUCCACCAAGCCCAGGCGGCCGCUGCGGCCGCCCACCGUUGCCCCGAACACAUCAAGGGGUUCCUUCUUGGGGCGGGCAGCAAAGCGGGGUUGAAACACCCUCUGUGCGGCAGCGCCAAGGGACGCUUCACACGCAGCAGCCACUGCCUGGACUGCGGGAAGAGCCUGGGCAAAAUGCCGCCGCCGUCGCUGCAGCCGCCGGCGGAGAAGCCCUUCAAGUGCGAGGAUUGCGGGAAAGCUUUCGCCCAGCGCUCGGCGCUGGUGAAGCACCAGCGCAUCCACACUGGGGAGAAGCCGUUCUCCUGCGCCGACUGCGGCAAGGCCUUCAUCCAGAGGUCGGACUUGACCAUCCACCGGCGGAUGCACACGGGCGAGAAGCCGUACCGCUGCGACGCCUGCGGCAAGUGCUUCAGCGUCAGCUCCAACCUGCUGACGCACCAGCGCACCCACCUGGGCGAGAAGCCCUACGCCUGCGGCGAGUGCGGGAAGGCCUUCAUCCAGCGCUCCGAGCUCACCAUCCACCAGCGCACCCACACCGGGGAGAAGCCCUACAAGUGCGCCGUCUGCGGCAAGUGCUUCAGCCGCAGCUCCCACCUCAACCGGCACCAGCGCACCCACAGCAACGGCAAGGCCUCGGCCGGCAGCGCCGGGAUGGCCCACACCACACUGCUGGCCGCCGGCGCUGCCAAACCUGCCGCUCCCCUGCCCACCUCGGCCUUCUCAGCCUCCUUUGCUUCGCCUGGGCCCCUGCCCUCCCUGCCUUCCUUCCCCUCUUCUAUCUCGUCCCUCCCGAUCCCUUCUUUGGAGCUGCCCUGGUCUCUGUCCUUUCCCUCUCGAGGCUUUUCCCACUCGUCCUUCUCUUCCCCUUCCCCCGGCGGGGCCCAGGUUUCAUCUCUGAUCAACUAAAUCCUGCCCAUCCGACAGCUGCACACACACCAUAUGUUGAAAGCUUCCCCCCAAAGAAUCCUGAGAACUGUAGUU
This is a messenger RNA of Lacerta agilis (Sand lizard), 2381 nucleotides long. Its product is annotated as zinc finger protein 345-like. The record is from RefSeq and is a predicted model, not a curated record. The coding region runs from base 84 to 2306 and encodes 740 amino acids. Lineage: Eukaryota; Metazoa; Chordata; Lepidosauria; Squamata; Lacertidae. Gene Ontology annotation, biological process: regulation of cytokine production; negative regulation of transcription by RNA polymerase II; regulation of immune system process. The transcript is spliced from 4 exons.